Messenger RNA from Meyerozyma guilliermondii ATCC 6260, 1203 nucleotides. RefSeq names its product 2-(3-amino-3-carboxypropyl)histidine synthase. Bases 1 to 1203 code for a protein of 400 amino acids. Lineage: Eukaryota; Fungi; Ascomycota; Pichiomycetes; Serinales; Debaryomycetaceae. The transcript has a single exon. Gene Ontology annotation, biological process: protein histidyl modification to diphthamide. Gene Ontology annotation, molecular function: 2-(3-amino-3-carboxypropyl)histidine synthase activity. The record is from RefSeq and is a predicted model, not a curated record.
AUGUCCAAGACUCCACGUAGACGCUUUGUGGGACGUCCCGCGCCUGAAGGGGGUGACAAGUCUGUUGUUCGGGCUCUGAAGGGCCGCCAUAUAGGACGACUUAUGAACCAAAUACCAGAAGACAUCUUGAACGAUAAGGAACUCAAUGAAGCCAUCCGACUUCUUCCUUCAAACUACAACUUUGAACUUCACAAAACGGUGUGGAAUAUCCGCAAGAAUAACGCCAAGCGUGUGGCAUUGCAAAUGCCCGAAGGACUCUUGAUUUACUCGUUGGUUAUAUCGGAUAUCUUGGAACAGUUCUGUCAAGUGGAGACCAUAGUGAUGGGCGAUGUAUCUUACGGGGCAUGUUGUAUUGACGAUUAUACUGCUCGGGCGCUUGAUUGCGACUUUAUAAUACACUAUGCCCACUCGUGUUUGGUGCCUAUUGAUAUUACGACGAUAAAAGUACUCUAUGUCUUUGUGACGAUCAACAUCGACGAAACCCAUCUUAUGAACACUAUAAUACGAAAUUUCCACCCAGAACAGCACCUAGCCAUGUUCGGAACCAUCCAGUUUAACCCUACCAUUCACAGUGUAAAGCAGAAAUUGGAACAAGAAAAAAUCUACGUUACACCUCCACAGUCCAUGCCGCUCUCAAAGGGAGAAGUGUUAGGAUGCACUUCUGCAAGAUUGAGCAAAGAUAUUGAUGCCAUGGUAUACGUGGGUGACGGGCGGUUCCAUAUGGAGAGUGCCAUGAUCCACAACCCGGAAAUUCCAGCAUAUCGAUACGAUCCGUAUUCUCGCAAGUUUACUCGAGAGUAUUACGACCACAAAGAAAUGGCAGAAGUAAGGAGAUGGGCCAUUGACCAUGCUCGAGGAGCACGCAAAAUCGGCUUGAUAUUGGGCUCGCUAGGCCGGCAAGGAAGCCCAGCAACUCUCGAUAAACUUGAAGCAAAAUUAAAAGAGAAUAAUGUUACCGUUGUGAAGAUUAUUCUAAGCGAGAUAUUUCCUGGAAAACUAGCCAUGUUUGACGAUAUCGAUGCUUUCGUGCAAGUUGCGUGCCCUCGACUUUCUAUAGAUUGGGGAUAUGCUUUUGAAAAACCGCUUUUGACACCGUAUGAAGCCAUGGUGAUGAUGGACGAAGACAAGUGGGAUAGUUACUACCCCAUGGAUUACUAUAGUCGGGAUGGAUACGGCCGCGGCAAGCAGCCACAACGGAUCUAG